Molecule: messenger RNA, 1222 nt
Organism: Telopea speciosissima
Lineage: Eukaryota; Viridiplantae; Streptophyta; Magnoliopsida; Proteales; Proteaceae
Product: protease Do-like 5, chloroplastic
Exons: 8
Coding region: 90-1022 (310 amino acids)
Biological process (GO): proteolysis
Molecular function (GO): serine-type endopeptidase activity
Source: RefSeq, a predicted model, not a curated record
UAUACUCUGCCUCUGCUGUUUAAGAUAAUGAAAAUUGAAAAAGCUUUUCCUGUUUAGCGAAGAACUUCGACGUUUAAAUUUGAUUCGAUAUGGUGGCUUUGAGUUCUCUACAGUCACUUGCUUCUUUAAUUCCAACGACGUCUUACUCUUCUUCGUCGUCGUGUUCGCGCAAGGCCUUUCUUACCAGGCGAAAAUCGAUAUUCUUUGCGUCCUUUGUUUUGGCUCCUUUUCUCCAUUUCUAUCCCGACUCUGCACAUUCAUUUCAGUUUGCAAGGGCCGAAGAGGAUGAACUUGAGAAAGAAGAAGAACAGGUCGUUCACUUAUUCCAGGAAACAUCACCAUCAGUGGUUUUCAUUAAAGACCUUGAAAUAGUGAAGAACACCAAUAGUACAGACGAAAUCAUGUCAACUGAAGAUGGAAGUGCAAAAGUAGAAGGGACAGGUUCUGGCUUCAUUUGGGAUAAGACUGGGCACAUUGUCACCAAUUAUCAUGUUGUAGCUAAAUUGGCUACGGAUACAAGUGGGCUGCAGCGUUGUGAGGUGGUUCUUGUGGAUGCCAAUGGCAGAAGCUUUACGAAGGAAGGCAAAAUCAUUGGUUUUGAUCCAGCAUAUGAUCUGGCAGUUCUGAAGGUCGAUGUGGAAGGGAAGGAGCUAAAACCAGCGGUUCUUGGAACAUCUCAGGAUUUACAUGUGGGGCAGAGCUGCUUUGCCAUUGGGAAUCCUUAUGGAUAUGAGAACACUCUAACAACGGGGGUAGUCAGUGGGUUAGGCAGGGAGAUACCCUCACCUAAUGGGAGAGCUAUCAGUGGAGCCAUACAAACGGAUGCUGCUAUUAAUUCGGGAAACUCAGGUGGCCCAUUGAUCAACUCAUAUGGUCAUGUCAUUGGAGUUAACACAGCCACUUUUACUCGCAAAGGGACAGGAAUAUCAUCUGGUGUCAACUUUGCAAUACCAAUCGACACCGUUGUGCGGAUUGUUCCUUACCUUGUUGUGUAUGGAACACCUUAUACUGACAGGUAUUGACACCAGUCUUUCAAUUGGACAAAUAAAAGCUUAGCUUGGUGCAUUUUGUUUGAUCUUCUUGUUGUAAUGCAUGUCUUUUGGAGGUGAUGACUGCUGAUGACAAUAAACAGAGAGGCUCAAAGUCUCCUAUAUGAGCUUUUGUAACUAGGGACAUGUAAUUCAAUUAACCUUCAAUGGAGAAUUGAAUCAAAUUCAUACCA